Perognathus longimembris pacificus (Pacific pocket mouse) is the source of this 1790-nucleotide messenger RNA. RefSeq names its product epiregulin (gene Ereg). NCBI's taxonomy places the organism in Eukaryota, Metazoa, Chordata, Mammalia, Rodentia, Heteromyidae. The coding region runs from base 7 to 498 and encodes 163 amino acids. The record is from RefSeq and is a predicted model, not a curated record. Gene Ontology annotation, biological process: positive regulation of mitotic nuclear division; positive regulation of cell population proliferation; epidermal growth factor receptor signaling pathway. The transcript has 5 exons.
AGGAGGAUGGAGGCGCGCCCCGCGAGCCCGGUCCCGGCCCUGCUGCUCUGCCUGGGUCUGCAUGUUCUGCCGGCGGCUCUCAGCACCACCGUGAUCCCGUCAUGCAUGCCGGGAGACUCCGACAAUAACUGCACGGCAUUAGUCCAGAAAGAAGACAGCCCACGGGUGGCUCAAGUGUCCAUCACGAAGUGCAGCUCUGACAUGAACGGCUACUGUUUGCACGGACAGUGCAUCUACCUGGUGGACAUGAGUGAAAACUACUGCAGGUGUGAAGUGGGUUACACUGGAGUCCGAUGUGAGCACUCAUUUUUAAACGUCCACCAACCUUUGAGCAAAGAAUACGUGGCUCUGACGGUGAUUCUCGUCCUCUUGUUUCUUGUCACAGUUGCCGGUUCUCUGUAUUACUUCUGCAGAUGGUACAAAAAUCGAAAAAGUACAAAGUCAAAGAAAGAAUACGAGAGAGUGACCUCAGGAGAGCCGGUAUUGCCACAAGUCUGAACGAUGCCAUCCAAAAUCUGGGCAGAGGUGCCUGGCCUACUCGGUUCAUGUGAAUAUUCUAUUAAUAAUAUUUAUGUUGGGUCAUAUGUCAGGUCAACAAUUGUAUAUUUUUAAUGCACUCGGAAAGUGUUUUAUUUUUGAGAGACUAUUUGCUAAUAUAUUAUGUGUAAAAUAUUUAAUGUCAGAACAAAAUUGAUAUUUUUGUAAGAAUUUCUUGAGCGAAAUGCUUUUUGUUUUGUUUUUGUUUUUUUGGUGGUUGUUGGUCCCAGAGCCUGUUUGAGACCCAGGGCUUCGGGAUGAGCCAUAUCUGGUUCGUUGCUCCCAAAAUGUCAGAAGUGACACAGUUGUGGGAACCUAAGGGUAUGGUCAAAAGAAUUUAUUAUCAGAUACUUUUUUAAUCCCCAAACAAAUGAUAGCUGGUAUACACAUACACACACAGACACACACACACACACACACACACACACACACACACUUUGUUACAUUUCCUGUGACCACUGUACACCAGGAGUGCAACUGAGAUUUGAGAGAAGCAAACACAGGUUCUGGGUUACACACUACAAAUCUGGAACAAACUGAGCCUGACAAGUUUGUGAGUCUCCUUGCUCCGUCAUGGCUAACGAGACAUUUGACAUCUGUCUUCCUGGAGAACAACAGGGUGGUUUCUUAUGUCAACCCACAACUCCUAUAGCUAGCAGUCAUUAUCAAACAGAUUUUCCUUAAAUAAAGUAAAUGUAAAUAUAUAUAUAUGAUAUUUCAUACCCAUUGUAGAGACUGUAUUUUUUAUAGUAUAUCAUCAUGUGAGGUAAUUAUUGCUUGUCAGACAAUCAAGGAGAAAAUCCUUACUUGAAGACAAAACUUUUGCUUCACUGUAGAGUAUUUAGAGGGAAUUUGUGAAAUAGCUGGACAUUAAAUCUGAGUACAAAUUUGAUGGCCGAAUCAUUAUUUGAAAGUAUAAUUAGACCAGGGUUCUACAUAUUGUCUACAGGUUGAAAUGCAGCUAUUUCAUUUUCUAUUCAAAAGUGCUUUUUACUCACAAAUAGAAUGGUGCGUAGCUUCUUCUAGAACCUAACGUUAUAUACUUAUUAGAAUAUCCUGACACAAGAAGUGGAAAGAAUAGGAAAAGUAAAGAAUGACGCACUCUUCCCAACAAGAAGUGCACUUGAAAGCUUUGUGAAUGUAGAGACUUGGCUUCGUCCCCCCGCCCCUGCGGUAGCUUAGAUGAAACUAAGGCCCCCUUUCUGUCACUUGCUUCUGUUUCGGGAAGGGACUAGGGUUUGUGCUGUCCUGGG